This is a messenger RNA of Echinostoma caproni, 759 nucleotides long. Lineage: Eukaryota; Metazoa; Platyhelminthes; Trematoda; Plagiorchiida; Echinostomatidae. The record is from the annotation of a GenBank genome assembly.
AUGCUCAACUCGUCCGGUACGAACGGAGUGGAGGACGUUUCCGAUUCCGGCUGGGGUGUGUCUUCCAUUCCGGAUAUACAUGAGCUAUGGCAAGAUGAUCGUGCUCGUCCAGUAAAGCAUACGGUCCACAGCUAUAGCAUCCCUAGCGAAUGGCUCCAAUUAGAUCGAAUGUUGUGCUUUAAUGAUCCCGUUCUAUCUUCACCGGCAGUCACAUAUAAUCGUAUAAUCCCCUUUGGUUUGAUUAAUGCUCUGCGUAUGCACACCCAACCAACGAAUGAUGUGGUUUCCGUGCAAUCGGCCAAUCUACUGACCGACCUUUCCACAUCACCGUCGACCAAACUGGACACCGCUCAGUCAUCCCGAACUCUCGUAUCCUCUCCAUCUGACGGGUUCUUGUCCGGUCCACGUCCAGAGAGAAAUCGAUUGUGGAACAGUGUGCGUCAAUCGAUGUCCCGUUUUCGUUCUCAGUUCACUCGAUCCGGCCCAUUCCGAGCUUCGACCGGGGCUAGUUCCACUCGUUCCAUCGGUCCGGACGGAAUCACUCCGUCCGUGCCACACAGUCUGCCCAAAUCAAACAUUGUGAUCGAGCGUGAGUACAUGUCUCAAGCCCUGACCUCGUCAGCUGCUCCUCCGACUACGAAUGGUGCUCCCGUUACCGGUCGACCUCCUCUGGAUCCCAGUGCGUCCGGUUUGCCCCCGUUGCACAGCCCGUCCGGGAUAAGAAAUGUAACAGAUGCACUUCUGGUGAUUCACAAUUGA